GGAAGGAGGUUAAUCCUUAGUCAGAUCGCAGAGCCAAGUUGCAGAAAAGAGAAUUGGGGUUGGCGGAUUGCAAUGGCCACGGUGAGUGACCAAUUCGUUGGGUAUGGCUUGGUGAUCUUCAGCUUGGUUCUCUUCGCCUAUUACACCGUCUGGAUCAUUAUCCUGCCCUUCACUGAGAGCGACCACCUCAUUCACAAGUACUUUCUACCCCGAGAAUAUUCAGUGAUCAUUCCUGUAGUGGCCGGACUGGUGUUGUUGCUAUUUAUUGGAACUUUUAUAACCAUCGUGAUGUGGAAGAAUCAGAAAUCGGACAAAAAGUCUGCCUGAAGAGAGAGAAAAGGGAGGAGGAAGAUGGGAGAUCCCUUGCAGGGUUCAGGUUGGGGGAAUGGCGCAGCAAUUUGCAAGAUAUUUUGGGAGCCAGGAUUGAUCCCAUUAUCCCCACCCCAUCCUGGCACGGACCGAGUUUCCAAACUGUGAACCAACCUGCAGAGAUCCCCACAUAUAUGCUACCGAAUACGAAAUCCCAGAGCGAGUGUUUCACCCAUUUUUAUUUUUUUUUAAGGGUCCAAACUUAGCCUGGAAAUUCGACUAGGACUGAUGUUUACCAGGCACUGGUUCUAGUUGUGUUUUUAUAGUUUUUUUAAAACAACAACAACAACACUGCUUUUCUCCUGCAUCAUCUCAUGUGGUUUUGUGGUGCUUUGACUCUCUGGAUUGCAUUGGUCUUCUUCGUGCAAGCGGCCGCUCGAACGUAUAACACACCCCUGAGGGAUGGUAGUAGAUCCUUCCAGAAUCGUCCUUCGGUUUUGCCAGCUUAGGGAGAAAACUAUUCUUGCCUCUUAAUUUGUUAUUCUUCAUUUUUUAAAAUUUAUGUCUCGAGCCAAGUGACCCGUCAAGAUGCUGUUAAGGUGGGUUAGUUGGAAACUUUGAAUGACCCCGUUCAAUGGCAUUUUACAAACAGGGUUUACUCCUUUCUCCGAGAACAGGGGUGUCAAAAACUCGGUUUCAUUGAGGGCCACAUCAGGGUUAUGUUUGACCUCCGGGGGGGGCAACAGGUGGGGUGUGACCAGCUCAACAUCAUUCAUGUUGGAGGCACCUGUGGUGGCCCACUCACUUUGCCAGUGAAAACAGGCUCCCGAGCUCCAUUUUGGACUGCAACGGCCUCCUGCAUCCCUCUGUCAGAGAAAACAGAGCUUGGCAGGGCCUCCAUUGAACUGGUUCAAUUCCGAAGUUUCCAACCUUCACUUUCAUUGCACUUUAAAUUAAAAAAAAAAAAGCAAAGUGAGGAGGAUUAAUACGUGUGCGUUUGCAUUAAUAAUUCAGAUAAGAUUCUGAAAUACAGACAUGCAUUCCGGGAUCACAAGACGGAUCCUCUGUUUAAAUGUUCCCCACUCCACC
Pseudonaja textilis is the source of this 1398-nucleotide messenger RNA. It is a transcript of the gene DPM2, whose product is annotated as dolichyl-phosphate mannosyltransferase subunit 2, regulatory. Gene Ontology annotation, cellular component: endoplasmic reticulum membrane; dolichol-phosphate-mannose synthase complex. The record is from RefSeq and is a predicted model, not a curated record. NCBI's taxonomy places the organism in Eukaryota, Metazoa, Chordata, Lepidosauria, Squamata, Elapidae. Gene Ontology annotation, biological process: GPI anchor biosynthetic process; dolichol phosphate mannose biosynthetic process. Gene Ontology annotation, molecular function: enzyme regulator activity.